CAGAUUUUGAAGGCAAGACAGAUCUCAACAUUCGUGCUUUAGAGGUUGUGGAAGAACUUAGAACUAAAAGAGCACACAAGCAGGGAAAUUUGAAGAGAGUGACCUCUUCCUUUGUGCCUCUAGCGUCUUGUUUUGCAAGGCGAUGAUUGAGGCCUCCCCGUUCUCCUCACUCGAGCAAUCAAGGUCAUUCGCAAGAGACCUGUGGUUCAACAAGUUGCCCAUUCAGUCAUGGCUGGACACAUUCUCAGCACACAUGCACUUACUUGAUGCUAUUACUAUUGCGCGUGGGGAUAUUAGGGAGGCAUUGCUUCAAUUCGCAACAAAGUACCGAAAAAAAUUCGGCUUCGGGUUCGUCACUAGCACGAACCUGCGCCUUUCGCAACAAAUACUGGAGGAGGUGCAGGCACGAUAUCAGAAUAGUCUGCAAGUUGAACUUGAAACGGCGUCUCGGGAGGAAUUCAUUCUUAUAGAAAGAGGUCUUACGAAACUAUGGGAACGUUUGUCUCGGGAAAAUACUCUAGAUGUUUCCGAAGAGACCGGCGAGGUAGUUCAAGAUUCGAUGCUCGAAGAAGACGUUGCGCCAGAUAGUUCUGAUGAGGUUGUCUCUAAAGGACACCAACCUUCCAUCAUAACCUUUGACCUCAAUAAAACUCCAGAGGAGAAUGAUAUUUGCUGACUCAACUCUUUAUUAUUAGUCUCUCUUAUCUCACGAAAUAUUAGGACUGAACUGAACAAAGUGACUAUUUGUGAUUAUUCCUUUGCCGGUUGAAUUCGACGUUCUGAUAAUGAAUUUGGAAUAGAUUAAACUCAAAUUACUAUAUAUCUAACAUUAGAUUUAUUUAAGUUU
Arachis duranensis is the source of this 847-nucleotide messenger RNA. RefSeq names its product uric acid degradation bifunctional protein TTL. NCBI's taxonomy places the organism in Eukaryota, Viridiplantae, Streptophyta, Magnoliopsida, Fabales, Fabaceae. The transcript is spliced from 5 exons. The record is from RefSeq and is a predicted model, not a curated record. Bases 143 to 676 code for a protein of 177 amino acids.